Rhizopus microsporus ATCC 52813 is the source of this 451-nucleotide messenger RNA. RefSeq lists its product as uncharacterized. The record is from RefSeq and is a predicted model, not a curated record. The transcript has a single exon. The coding region runs from base 5 to 334 and encodes 109 amino acids. Lineage: Eukaryota; Fungi; Mucoromycota; Mucoromycetes; Mucorales; Rhizopodaceae.
GAAAAUGCAAUUCAAACUCUUGACUCUCGCUCUCUUUGCCAGCUUCUUUGCUACUGGCUUUACCGCAGCUGUUGACACUGGUAGUGCUGCCCAAGACAUAGCUCCCAUCGUUGGUGGCUUGACAAAAGAACAAAAAGCGUUUAUCAAACCGAUCGCUGACAGUCUGGGUUUUACAGACCUAGAUACAAUGCAGGCCAAGUGCUUGUUUGAUACUGUUAGUACCAUACCUGGUGUUUUUGUAGAUGGUCAGCCUGCCCCUUCUCAAAUUGUUGACGAGUUCUAUGACACGAAGGUAUCUGAUCUUGUUAAAUGUGUUUACCCUGCCGCCAAAUAAUAAAUAAAGCAAUACUUGUGAUACUUAUUAAGGCUUACACUGGUAUUCAUUCCCAAUACUCUUUUACUGCUUUCUAAACUGAACAAAGAAAUAAAGAAAGUGCAUACUUGUGCUCAU